CAUAUACUUCUCCAAAACUCUUGUUCGGAAUCACAAGCGAGAACUUGACAAGCCACCCACAUGUGAUAUCUCUAAGAUAGAAAACAUGAACCCGAAUGAGAGCUGCAUUUCUAUUAUUAAUAACCAAUCAAUAGCCCAGCAGAAGAUGCAUACCUCUGUUGAGUACAGAGAUUCCUACCAGACAUACAAUGAUUUCAGGAAAGAUAGAACUACUAGGGUGACUACACACCCUGAUGAGUCCAUGGAGUCCUUUAUGAAGCGGCCAACUUAUGACUCUAGAGAGGCAAUGUAUCCUUCUAAGUUUUUAUCCUACGAGGAGGAUCCUCUAUAUGAUAAAUCUAUCGAGAGUCAAACUUUCUUCAAGUCUCAUCAUGACAAAAGUCGAGCCUACGUGACUACAGCUCCUCUGUUCAAGAAUAAACGAGCUAUGCUGGAUCGUAAAGAGAGAAUUGAGGAGAUCAGAGAUUUCAAGGAGAUGAACAAGUCUAUGCUCAACAUGUUUAGCAAGCACAAUAAAACUCAUCUAACUCUGAAAGUCAAGAAAGCCAACGAGAUUAGAUCCAUUAUGAAGAGAGAACAGUCUCGAGAGAAAGCCAGGAACCUCAAGAUGCUUAAAUAUCUUAAUAAAAAGGAAAAACAAAGGAAUCUUAUUGUCCGAACCCAGCAGAGCCAAGAAAGGAAGAAUCGAAAUUUGUUGCAGAAGAUCAGGGUCAACAGAUCUGCGCAAAAUAGAAGAGCCAAAAGAGAAGAUCAGCAAUUCGUCAGUAACUUUACUCAGGCAAAGAACAUCAUUGAAAAGCAAAUGUUCAAAGGAAUGAUGAUCAAAGAGAGACGUAACAUAAGGACAGAAAAUUGCAAACGGAAGGAAGAGGUCAAAAAUGCCAAGAUUUUCAUUAACCAUCAAGCAAUCCCAAAUAAGGUAUUUGAUACAUCAGUCUCUCAUCCAAUGAUGUUUAAUUCCUUCAUCUCAAAUGAAGGGGACAGUCAAGAUUCCACUAUCUACACUGGUGAUAGACAGUAUGAUAAUAAUGACCAGGUUUCUACAAUGUAUGGACAGAGCUUCAUAGAUUUCCCCCAGUAUACUAAGAAAGAGAAGAUGCAAGACAGAAGGCUCCGGUCACAGAAAUCCUUCAGAAACACUAAUAAAACUGUAUAUCCUAAGACAUCUGCUAGGAGCAAGAUGAGGGGCAAUACCAAGCUUAAGAAGAGAAAGUCCUAUAUUCAAAAAUAAGAAUUUCAAUAUUUU
Molecule: messenger RNA, 1246 nt
Organism: Moneuplotes crassus
Lineage: Eukaryota; Ciliophora; Spirotrichea; Euplotida; Euplotidae
Source: the annotation of a GenBank genome assembly